AUGGCUACACCCCAGCAGGCUUAUAUAUUGGAGCAAGAAGAGACCCUGCUGUGGUUGGAAGCCUCAGAAGGAGUUCUUCCCCCAGACAGAGAGUCGGGCUAUUACAGCCACUACCUCAUCGUUCCACACUACCGGGAGUUCCGGAGGUUCGCUUUUGGGGACAAAGCUUACCACCACAUGUCAGAUGACGUCAACCCCAAUGAGGAGAGACCAAGGGCCCCCUCCUCCACUGACCUUCACCAGCCCGCCCCGCACCAGAUCAGGCUGACUGAGGUGGAGAGACACGCCUGCCACGGGGCCGACAAAGCGAGGCAGAAGAAAACCAACGAAGACACAGCUCACAAAACUCAGCUGGCCCUCCUCCAAGCGGGAACGUCCUCCGCUAAUGCCCCACCAGCAUCAGGCCUCUCGACUGGCCAACAGCAGUGGCAGCCCUCCCGAGGGGGAGGCACUAACCUUGGGCGACGCCCCUGGCAGCAGUAUGAUUCCACUCAGCCUCACGCUCCACCACAAUAUGACAACGGCACCUGCUACAACUGUGGAGAAACUGGACAUUGGGCUAGAGACUGCCCUCAGCCGCGCAAGCCACCCCAAAACGGCUUUAACGGGCAUGGGGUAAUUGCAGUUCGCAGGGGCUCGACACCAGAUGGCGCUGCCGGCGCCCAGGGACCCUCGCCGGAAGAGGGAGAAGCCCUAAAGAUGACUGACUCUGACCAAUGGAGAGACCUGGGACCCUGGGUCAGACAGUGCACUCAACUGACCGACUGGACCUUUACCUCAGACCCCUCAGUGUUCUAUUCCCCUGAGGAACAGGCCUCAUUAAGGGGGCCGAACCAGUUGUUAUCAAUCCAAAAUCCUCGUUCAGACCAAAAACGAUUUCAAUACCCACUCCGGCCCGAAGCCAUCGAAGGUAUCAGACCUGUGUUUGACUCACUCCUGGCUGCCGGUGUAAUCGUGCCAUGCAGCGACUCCCCCGUAUGCACGCCCAUUCUGCCGGUAAGAAAAGCUAGAGACCCACCCGCCAUGCCCGAAUGGCGCUUUGUUCAAGAUCUGAAAGCCGUCAAUGCCGCUGUUCACGCUCGCGCCCCACGCGUACCAAAUCCCUAUACUAUUCCAAUGCGAAUCCCGGCCAACGCAAAGUGGUUUUCUGUUGUCGACCUAUCCAACGCGUUUUUCAGCGUUCCCGUUCACCCUGAUUCUCAAUUCUGGUUUGCGUUCCAAUUCAACGGUCAGGGCUACACCUUUACGCGCCUGUGUCAAGGCUACUGUGAAAGCCCUACGAUUCACAAUGACGCGCUCUGUGAGUCUCUGUCGUCCCUUGUUCUGUCUCCAGGUACCGCCCUGUUGCAGUAUGUUGACGACCUUCUCAUCGCAGCUCCGUCUGAAACACAGUGCAUCGCUGACACUCUUGCCCUGCUCAAACACCUGGCGGCCGAGGGCCAUAAAGCCAGCUUGACCAAACUCCAAUUCGUGCAGCACUUCAUUCCUAACUACUCCGAGACAGAGAAGCCCCUGAGGUCCCUGCUCCGCUCCGGGGAGCCUGCUAGGGCGUCCACACUCGCUUGGACGCCUGAGACCGAAGCUGCCUUUGUCGCCCUCAAGGCGGCCCUCCAAAGUCCUCCCACUUUGGGUUUGCCUGACCCCCACAAACCGUUCACCCAGACUGUGGACGAGCGAGCAGGUUGUAUGACUUCUGUUCUUCUUCAAUCUCACGGUGACAAACUCAGACCAGUAGCUUAUUUUUCGUGUAAAUUGGACCCCGUUGCAGCCGGCAUGCCUCGCUGUCUGCGAGCCGUGGCCGCAGCCGAGAAAGCCCUUUUGGCCUCCAGAGAUAUUGUCGGGUACGCCCCACUAACACUUUUGGUCCCACAUGCUGUCACCCUGAUUUUGUCCGAGCAGAAGACGUCACACCUGUCAGCCGCCCGCCACUUGAGGUAUCACACUUGUCUCCUUGAUAUGCCCAACGUUAUUGUCCGGCGCUGUAACGUCCUAAACCCAGCCACUCUCCUCCCGACGGUUGAGGAUGGUGAGCCACAUGAUUGAAUAACUGAACUCUCUCUCUC
Messenger RNA from Pungitius pungitius (ninespine stickleback), 2063 nucleotides. RefSeq lists its product as uncharacterized. Gene Ontology annotation, molecular function: nucleic acid binding; zinc ion binding. The transcript has 6 exons. The record is from RefSeq and is a predicted model, not a curated record. NCBI's taxonomy places the organism in Eukaryota, Metazoa, Chordata, Actinopteri, Perciformes, Gasterosteidae. The coding region runs from base 1 to 2043 and encodes 680 amino acids.